Paramecium pentaurelia is the source of this 2540-nucleotide messenger RNA. The record is from the annotation of a GenBank genome assembly. Lineage: Eukaryota; Ciliophora; Oligohymenophorea; Peniculida; Parameciidae.
AUGAUUUAAACUUUUGCUUUAUUUUUGCAAUUCUUGUUAUGCUUAUCACAAUGGAUUAGUUCAUAUACAAAUUUGAUUAAUGAUAAGAAUUUGACAACAUUCUCUUAAGUUGGGCCAAGUAAUAGCAAUUAUCUUGUAUGCAAUUCACCCUAAAUAAAAUACUUGACUUUAAAUAGAGAUUAUCCUACUGCCACUCAGAAAAAAUAAAUUAGUUUAGAGAAAGGUAAUCACAUAUCAUUUGAAUUAAUUCUAUAAGGUACUUGGUAAAAUGGAUAAAUUUAAUUUUAAUUUGGAGCAGAAAUAAUUUCAUUUUAAUAUUAAACUCCUAACUCGUUUGAAAACUUCUCAAUCAUUUGUGAUUCUUACUAAUCAGAAAUUAAAACAAUUAAUUUUAUUUUACAAAAAUCAGAUUCAAAUAUAAUAAAAUUUACAAUGUCUAAUGAAGGAAAUGGAUAGGUUUCAAUUAGAAAUUUAUUAAUAUCAAAAAUUAAAUGCCAUUAUUUAUGCACACAAUGUAAUGGCAUAGAGUAUAAUUAAUGUACUUAGUGUUUUUAUGGAACACCUUUGGAUGGCAUUUGUAAUGAAUGUCCUCUAAAUAUGGUAUUUAGACCUGGAAUUGGAUGCUCAUUAUUUUGCAAUUAUUAGGAAUAUCUUGACUUUAAUCGACAUUGUUAAUAAUAUCCCAGUAAAUUUUUAUAUAAUCAAAAAAGGUAGGCAAAUAUUGUUUUCUGAUUACUAUAUGGUUGAAGAGUAGGUUAAAAUGGAACUUAUAUUAGAUACAGAGAAUACAAAUCAUAUUCCCAUUUAUAUGUCGUAUGUUGGGAGAUAUGAUCUUUUAGGGGUCUUUAGAUAUAACUAAGGAACUAAAAGAUUGAUAACUGAAGUAACAACUAACAUUGGAACCUAUUUAAUUGGAAUCAGAACAGUUAUAAUUCUUUAUAAUGAAAUACCAUGUGGUAGUAGCAUUUCAUUAAAAAUUAAUGACACUUAUGCAGGGUCGGUAUAUAAUGAUUGUCAAUAAUUACAAUUUCAUAAAUUAAGAUUAGUAUAUAUUGAUAUCCUUAAACUUUAUUAAAGUUAUACUAAUCGUUAGGCUUAUUAUUUGUUUUUGCUCCUCGAUAUUCCUUAAUAUCAAUUUACUUUAUCUAUUGUUGGAAAUUACAUGUAAUAUUUAAUUAAAAUAUCAAGUGAUCUUUCAGCAACUUGGGCAUACGAGAACAUAAAUUUGAAUUCUGGCUAUUGCCCAGAGAAUUGUCAACUAUGUGAAUUACCAAAUGAAUGUAAAAUAUGUUAUCCAACCUUUUAUAAAUACAGAGAUGGUUAAUGUAUACUUUGCACUGCUCCAUAUCAAAAAUUGGAUGGUUCUUAUUGUAAAGAUUAUGAUGAUGAAACAUUAUGUAAAAAAUACUAUAUUCUUAGAUUCUGAAUAUUUAAUUAAAGAAUACUAUGACUUAGCAAUUGAUCCUAAUUAAUUUUCACGAUACACUCUCAUCUCUAAGAAUGGGAUAAAUUUUAUGAAAGGUUCUGAUAUCUUAUAUUCUAUCUAUUAUGGUACCUACUUAAUUUUUGGAGGUGAAUUAGUUUGGGCUUAAGCCAAAUUUUCUAGGGUGCAUUAGAUUAUUAAACCACAUCAUAGUAUAACAAUAGGAUUUUAUAUAUUAUUUGGGCCAUCCUUCCCAUAAGAUAGUCAAUUUAUAUAUACAAUAGGAUCAAACAAUCCUGUUAUUACAUUUAAGGGCUCAUCUCAAACAAAAAGAGUAUAUGAAAGAAUACAACAUUCAUCAUCAUCAUUAACUAUUUAAUGGGAAUGUUAUGGGCCUAAUAAUGAACCUAAAAAUGCAUAUUGUGGAUUUUAUAAUUAUUAUAUAGCAGUACAUUAUUGUAAGCCUUAUUGUGAAAAAUGUACAAGUCAAAAUGAUUGUACAUAAUGGGAUAAUAGCUACGAUCCAAAUAUAAUUAAAUUAUCUUAAGCAGAUUGCGAUAGUAAUUAAUAUUUUGAUAAAAAUGCUUUAAAUUGCUUUAUAUGUCCCUCUACAUGUUUAACAUGCUCAUCUUAAUUUCACUGUUUAACUUGUUAAGAAUCAUUUAUAAAUUCUAAAUAAGGUUGUGUAUGCAAAAACAAUUAAUAUCAGUAUUCUAAUUAUUGUUAUGAUUGUCCUAUAGAAUGUGCAAACUCUCAAUGGUGCAUGAAUGCUCUUAAAUUCAUAACCGUAUUUAUUCUAAUGGCUAAUGCUAUUGUAAAAAUGGAUAUAAUUCUUUUGAUUCUGAUCCAAUUUGUUAUAAGUGUUUAACACAUUAUUGUCAUGUUUGUGAUUAAGUUGAUGGAAUAAAAUGUUAUACUUGUUAACGUGGUUAUCAAUUAAUUUAAAACAAUUGCUUUUCUAUUUGUGGUGAUGGAAUAAAAACUAUAGAUGAAUAAUGUGAUGAUGGGAAUUUAAUAAGAGGAGAUGGAUGUUUUGCUUGUAGAUAUGAUUGCGAUCAUUCCUGUUAACUUUGCCAUAAAGGAAUCUGUUUAGAAUGUUAUGAUGGCUACAUUUUGA